GCCCACUAUCGUAACCCUCCAAGGCGGGGGAUGAUCAGUCUAUAAACUUGCCUACACCCAGCUCUCGAAUCGCUGUCUGUCAAACAAACUUCGAGAAAAUCGAGAUGGAGACUUCUCUCAAGAAGCCCUGGAUCGAAACUCCACUAAUUGAAUCGGCCACCUUCUCCAAGCAAGCAGGAUGUCGUAUAUUCCUCAAACUAGAACUCCUCCAACCCUCCGGAUCCUUUAAAUCCCGGGGAAUCGGCAACCUGAUUCUCUCCGAAAUCAAAACCAAGGCCAACAACACCAAGAAGGUCCACUUCUACAGCUCCUCCGGUGGAAACGCCGGUCUAGCCGCUGUCCACGCAGCCCGUGAUCUAGGCUGCGCCUGCACCGUGAUCGUCCCGUAUAGCACCAAGCCUCUAAUGAUAGCCAAACUACGUGAUGCCGGUGCCACGGAGGUCAUACAGCACGGGGCGAGUUGGUUCGAGGCGGAUACGUUUCUGCGACGGGAGUUUAUUGAGAACCAAGAUCCGGGCGAAGGGGAUAAUGUGAGUGUGAAUGUUUAUGUACCGCCAUUUGAUCAUCCGCUGGUUUGGGAGGGUGCUGGGAGUAUGGUUGGUGAGAUUGCGAGGCAAUUGCCGGCCAGAGAGGAUGAUGGGUUUCCGGCGGAUGUGAUUGUGUGCAGUGUUGGUGGCGGCGGAUUGUUUAAUGGGGUUGUUGAUGGAUUGGAGAAAUAUCUGAAGGUUUCGUCGUCGUCUUCAGCAAAGAACGUACGCGUUCUCGCAGUGGAAACGCGUGGCGCAGACUCGUUGGCGCAUUCGCUUCGACAGGGAAAACUUUCUUCUCUGUCUGCCAUUGAGUCGCAAGCUACCUCGCUAGGUGCAUUAUGUGUUGCCGAAAAGACUCUUUCGAAUGCCGUGUCCCCGCCCAAGGGCAUUCAUGUCACCAGCGUUGUGGGCUCGGAUGCAGACGCUGCGAGGGGUGUGCUACGGCUAGCAGAUGAGACUCGGUUACAGGUGGAGUUGGCGUGUGGAAUUAGCUUGGAGGCUGCGGUUGGAGAGAAGCUGAAGGUAUUGAUUCCGGAUUUGAAACCGGAGACGAGGGUUGUGGUUAUUGUUUGUGGGGGCAGUAAUAUCACGGCUGAGAUGAUGGCCGAGUAUAGAGCGAAGCUGCAGGCUGGAUGGGUUUGAUAACUUGGAUGAAGAGGGGGGGCAGUGUGAUAAGAAUAGACUUGUAGAGACUGAAUAUGAUUCUCAUAUCUCGGUCGUAAAUCCUAC
Penicillium brasilianum is the source of this 1259-nucleotide messenger RNA. The record is from the annotation of a GenBank genome assembly. Lineage: Eukaryota; Fungi; Ascomycota; Eurotiomycetes; Eurotiales; Aspergillaceae.